Molecule: messenger RNA, 849 nt
Organism: Penicillium verhagenii
Lineage: Eukaryota; Fungi; Ascomycota; Eurotiomycetes; Eurotiales; Aspergillaceae
Gene: asf1
Product: nucleosome assembly factor ASF1
Exons: 4
Coding region: 1-849 (282 amino acids)
Biological process (GO): DNA replication-dependent chromatin assembly; nucleosome assembly; nucleosome disassembly
Cellular component (GO): nucleus
Molecular function (GO): histone binding
Source: RefSeq, a predicted model, not a curated record
AUGUCGGUUGUCUCCCUUCUCGGUGUUAAGAUUCUUAACAACCCUGCCACUUUCACGGCCUCCUAUCAAUUUGAGAUCACUUUCGAAUGUCUCGAACAGCUUCACAAAGAUCUGGAGUGGAAGUUGACCUACGUCGGUUCCGCCACUUCUUCUGAAUAUGAUCAGGAACUCGACUCCCUCCUCGUCGGCCCCAUCCCAGUGGGAGUGAACAAAUUCAUCUUUGAGGCUGAUGCACCUGAUCUCAAGCGCAUUCCUCCUUCUGAGAUCCUGGGCGUGACUGUGAUCCUCCUCACUUGCAGCUACGACGGUCGUGAGUUUGUCCGUGUUGGUUACUACGUUAACAACGAGUAUGACUCGGAGGAGCUCAUCGCCGACCCACCGGCCAAGCCUGCAAUUGACCACAUUCGCCGUAAUGUUCUUGCCGAGAAGCCAAGAGUGACUCGCUUUGCCAUCAAGUGGGAUUCGGAGGAGUCUGCCCCUGCAGAGUACCCCCCUGACCAGCCCGAAGCUGAUAACCUUGACGAUGACAGCAAUGCCUACGGCCACGAAGAGGCCGAGCUCGAAGCUGCUCUUGUCAAGGAGCUGGAGGAGUCACACAAGCCCGCCGAGGGUGAUGACCACGAGAUGGAGGGAGCCGAUGUGACUACGGGCAAGGACGACGAUGAGGAGGAUGAGCUCUCCGACGCUGGGAGUGAGGAUCUCGAGGAAGAGAGUGACGACGACGACGAUGACUUGGACGAGGAGGAAGGCGGUGAAGGUGACGACGAUGUGGAGAUGGGCGACGACUCUGAGCAGAAGGAUGAAUCGAAGCCCACCCACCCUGCUCAGUCCGAAGUUAUGGUGCACUGA